GCCGCUUCUCGAUAGCAGCGACGGCAGUCAGGCUAUAAACGGUUCUGCUCAGCGCUAUUACUACGAGAUCUUCAAGCGUCUGGGUAAUAGCUUUUUAUUGGACGCUACAAAGUCAGCCGCUUCUUGAUGUAGGCGCUACUGCGUAAGCAUCAGUUAGUCAGUCUACUGGUCAGCCAACCACCAGACAAUCAGUUGUGAUCAGACAUUCUCCAGGUCCACACCAUCGGCACCUUUCGCUUGCUGUUACCUCUGUUUUGCGCACCUUCGAACCCCCGCUCUGAGUGAGGUCGCACUUGCGAAACCAAGAACAGCACAUCGCCGUUGAAAUUGGCGACAAUCGUUUAACUCCGAUGUUCAACUUAACGGCCGCUACACCUUUGCCUUUACCUGACGUAUAGAUCCUGCAGCAGUAGUAGCAUUAAGAUAGUUGGCUACGGUACUAGUGAGAGAGCCCACGACUGACGCCAGCUACUCAAGGUGCACGUGAGUGCGGGGUGUCCAACUAACCACUGUCAAUAACCACGUGAUUUACCAGAUCCUGUGAGGCCUGCCAGCUUGUUUGGGUUCGGACGCGUGUCAGUGAGAAGUGGACAACGUCUAAGCAUCGGUGAUCCUUGUUAUAUGAGUGUUUAAAGCCAGACAGGCGAAAGGCUGGUCAAAGUAGCGGUUUUCGUUUCCAGAUACCGAGAGAAAGAGCAAUCGUCGGUGGCUGUAGCUGGUUGCGCGGUGUUAUACAAAACGAUCAGCCGUGCUUAACGCACGCAUGCGUGUAUUGUGUGCAAGGCUUUAUUAGUCGAAGAUAGUUGAGCACAUCAUUUAGACAUGGUCGUAGCUGGUCAGGAAGGCAAUCAUCGCCUCAACAAUUGCGGUGGCGAGACGAGUUUGAGUGCUGAAGGUGAAGGCACUCAACUGAUGACUAGAUUUAUAACACUUGGCCCAUUUGCGGAGGUCCCAUCUGGAACUCUGCUCAAGGGCCAUCCGCUAACGAUGGGCCCCGCUUUAAACGGUGAACACCAGAAGACCAAUUGGACUAUUGGGCUAAUAAAUGCAUCGCUCGGAAAAUACCUAACGGCCGAAUCGUUCGGCUUCAAGGUGAACGCAAAUGGAGUCGCGCUUAAAAAGAAACAACUCUGGACACUCGAGGCUUAUGGAGAGGAUGAGGCCAUUUGCCUUAGGAGCAACCUCGGACGGUAUCUCGCUGUGGAUCAGUUUGGCAAUGUUACCUGUGACAGCGAAGACAAGGACAUCGGUGCCAAAUUUACCAUUAGCAUGACUGGAGAUGCAAAAGGUCAGUGGGCACUCAAAAACGAGAAUCGCGGUUACUUCCUUGGUGCCAGCGGGGACCAGCUGAUCUGCAACACCAAGGCGCCCUCAAGCGCCGAACUGUGGACAGUGCAUCUUGCUGCUAGGCCCCAGGUGACGAUCAAAUCAGUUGGUCGCCGUAGGUUCGCCCGGCUUUCCGAGGCGCAGGACGAAAUUCAGGUCGAUGCGACCACACCUUGGGGUGAGAACACGCUCUUCACGCUCGAGUUCCGAGAUGGCAAAUAUGCUGUUCAUACUGGCAAUAACAAAUAUCUGUCGCCUGAUGGUAAACUGCUAGCCAAAUGCGAGGCCUGCUGUCUUUUUGCCGUCGAGUUUCAUGGAGGUUUCCUGGCGUUGAAAGAUGCCAAUAUGGGUUAUCUGUCGCCUACCGGUAGCCGCGCCGUUAUUAGGUCCCGCAGCAACACCGUCACCCGUGACGAGCUCUUUUCGCUAGAAGACUCCGUGCCUCAGGCUUCGUUCGUUGCGGCCCUGAACGGAAAGUUCGUUUCGGUAAAGCAGGGUGUCGACCUGACAGCGAACCAGGACGAAAUCUCGGACCAUGAGACGUUCCAGCUCGAGUUCGAUAAGGCCACCCAGCGUUGGUUGAUCCGUACGAUGCAGGACAAGUAUUGGACCCUUGAGCCAACUGGCGGUAUCCAGGCGAGCGGGGAGCGCGCCUCUAGCAAUGCACUGUUCCGACUUGAUUGGCAGACCGAUGGUAGUGUAAGCUUUAUUGCCAACAAUGGAAAGCUUCUGGCCAUUAAGAAGUCCGGUCACCUGUACGCCAAUGCCGACUCGGCGCAGGAUGAGAACGUCAAAUUUUAUUUCUUCCUCAUUAGCCGGCCAAUGUUGGUACUCAAGUGUGACCAGGGCUUCGUUGGCUUCAAGAGUAACUCUAGUGCUAAGCUUGAGUGUAACAAGGGCUCGUACGAGACAAUCCUUGUAGAACGAGGAGAGAAGGGUGUCGUAUACUUUAAAGGAACAAGCGAUGCUUACUGGAGUGUGGCUGAUGACGGGAGCAUUACCGUGGACUCGGAAUCACGUAGCGAAGGAUUCACGUUCGAGCUCCGCGAGCCAUCUCGUUUGGCCAUCAAGCUUGCCUCAACCGGAUGUUACGUUAUAGCUGAGAAAAAUGGGCUGUUCAAAGUUGGAGGACCCGACCCCGCUAAGGCCACCCUGUGGGAAUACUAAUUUCAAUAAAUAGACAUUUACACCACUGAAACGAAUUGGCUGGCUCUAGCGGAGCAGGAGCACCAGCAGGGAUAAGGGCGAAGGGCAGGAACAGCAUUAAACUUGCCGGAAUCAACGAUUUCUGGAGAAGUACGCGGUUCAUAUAAACUGACUUGAGCAGAUACUGAGCCACUUCUAUUAGAUCCGGAAUAUUUUCUCUUUAAAUCCGUGAGGCACUAAUUAUAUCGCAGUAUAAACACACACCUAUUCGUGCCUAAGUUGGCCUUGCCCCUAUUAAGAGUUACUAGACCUAUCGAAAGUUUUCAUUCAUAUCUAACCUUCAGUAUUGGCUGAAGGCACUGUGUCAACUCAUUGCCGCUGUAUAACUGCCCAUGGAAUAGCUAAAAAAGUAUUUUUUCUUAAUAGAAGAAACCCGUGAAAAACGCAUAACCAUUCGCCUGGAAAUAUGAUAGUUAAUGGUUUGCUGAUAGAAUUUUUUGAAGCUUGACCGAGACGCAUAGGACCGCUGCAGACGAUGUGUGUCUGACUGAGCCCUAGUUAGCGUACACCGUCUGCAGAGUACGUGACCCAGGAAAGUCGGCAUACAUACGGCAAACAUAAGCCUGUUAUGGCCGUGAAAAGGAAUUGCAAAUAUACGGUUGCACGACGUCACCAACAAUAACCUUAAUUAGGUGUUCUGAAGCAUACUUUAUUUUAAAAACACCAAAAAAACGAGUGUCCUUAAUUCAUAAGCUGUUGAUUAAUGUCGAUCGUGCUCUAAGGAAUAAAACUGAAAAUCUUACCUUAUUACGGAAAAAAAAAUUAACGCAUUUCUUCCCUCGCCUAAGUGUAUUGAAAUAUUAUUAUAACGAUGUCUUUAUUUCGACACCGAUUCCCUUUAACGUUCAAACGAACAUAGAAAAGGAACAGAAUCUCCAAAAUUGUCAUAAGGGCUCGCCCAAUAGAAAGAUGUGAGCGUUUUUGUUUCAUUAGAUAUACACUGAAAAGAAGAGAUACGAAGAAUGUUCACUGAAGAUACGCCUCGUCAUUUGCGUGCUAAUUAUGCUAGUAGCAAUGCUCAUCGUAUACUGAACAUAUCGCUUAACACUCAAUGGCACACCCGCUAACUCUAGCUGCUUGACAAUGAGUGCAUAUAUACAUACAUACAUACACAGCUUUCGAAGAAGAUAGAACUACAAUACACGUAUGAUAACUAAUGUGAAAAGAAGAAGAUCUAUGAAAGGAUCUACUGAUGUUAAGCAAAAAGCGAGUUUCGCCGCAUGGGCUAUCCGCCCUCGUGGUUGAGGACUGAGCGUGGGAUCCGUUAUUGUGCUAAACUGACUGGUUUUCCUUUCUUCAUUAUUAAUAAAACAUGUUAAUAAUAAGUAUUCACUUCUUUAUUAAGCUGGCUACAGUAUGUGUUCCGAAUAGGCACCGCAAUGCUUAAGUUAACAAAACCCAGUAUUAACCAAAAGGGUAUUAUAAUAACAUUUGAUUAAUAACCGUUGAUUUCACAGGACAUCAAUGAAAUCGCGCAAAAGUCGGAGCUCUACAUUGACCUAUGUAAAACUGAGGAAGGUUGUUGGUUAUUGAAAUAGUACAAGGGGCAUAAGGUUUAUUAUUGCACGCGGUUAUCAAACUACAGGAAUACCUAGAUGCUACUUUAGCUCACAUGGGUUGAUCAUGCAAUUCGAUGUCAGAACAGUAUAAAAACAAAGCAAAGAAUUUACAUGGCCUAAAGUAGACGCCCGACUUAACGUAUAAUGGAAUACAAUCAGAUGUAGGCUUGUCAGACAACAGCAAAGUAUCUGCCGAAAAAUCUCGACUUUCGGAAAAUGCGUAGGGCCGGGAAAAAUAAACCAAAUACAAAUAUUUUUUUUAAUCGAAACGGACGCAGAGUCCCGAGAAAUCGAUACCAAAAAUAUUUUACAAUAUGCCCACGAGAACAGAGCCAUAGCGUAGUCGCUGGGUGGUUUGUCGAGAACCUGAACCAAACAAAAAAAAAGCCCUCGUCAAUAACUGAUGUAACGGAACGAUUUUUAUUUUCUGAGUGAAUUCAAGGUUUUUUGUUAUAACCGAGUUUGCGCUAAGAAUCAGUGGAGUGACACUGCCUGUGGCUCAAUCCAGGUAUAAAGAGAGAAAUAGUUCGUUACAGCACCGCGAAAAAGUAACAAAAAACAGAAAAACAAAAUACUCGAUAAAAAUUUAUCUGCUUUUUAAUUUUGCCACAUGAUAAUUAUCUCCGCGAGUAAACAUUUUUGCAUGAUGUUAUUGAUUGUAUAUAAUUUUUUACAAAUUGCAUUAUCGAACGUGACGAGGCUAAUUUUAAAAGCAAAACAAAAUAAAAAAGAAAAAGAAAAUAUGAUAAUGCUCAUAAAAUCAACAGACAAUGCAAACCAUGACAUAUAUAUAUAUAU
This is a messenger RNA of Varroa destructor (honeybee mite), 4889 nucleotides long. It is a transcript of the gene sn, whose product is annotated as fascin domain-containing protein singed. Gene Ontology annotation, cellular component: ruffle; microvillus; filopodium. The record is from RefSeq and is a predicted model, not a curated record. Gene Ontology annotation, biological process: cell migration; establishment or maintenance of cell polarity; actin filament bundle assembly. Gene Ontology annotation, molecular function: actin filament binding; protein-macromolecule adaptor activity. NCBI's taxonomy places the organism in Eukaryota, Metazoa, Arthropoda, Arachnida, Mesostigmata, Varroidae.